Messenger RNA from Plasmopara halstedii, 1011 nucleotides. RefSeq lists its product as uncharacterized. NCBI's taxonomy places the organism in Eukaryota, Oomycota, Peronosporomycetes, Peronosporales, Peronosporaceae. Gene Ontology annotation, molecular function: nucleic acid binding. The record is from RefSeq and is a predicted model, not a curated record. The coding region runs from base 1 to 1011 and encodes 336 amino acids. The transcript has a single exon.
AUGGGGUCUGACGCUACUUCUGUGGCAAAGCCACGAAAGAAUAUCACCCCGCCCGAGCGUGCUGAGGUUAUCGCUUUCCUCCUGCGGGUCAGCAUUGAGCUACGCCCGCCUCCAGGCGCGAUCGGCUCCAGCGCGACUAAGUAUGGAUGUAGUACUGACCAGAUUUCGCGAUUGUGGCGCCGGACUACCAAGGACAUCAAAGCAGGAGAGCCGAUCAACUACAACAGCGGCAGGAAGGGAAAGAGUGGCCGCAAGACGCGUUUAACGCCGGAGUUCCGCCACGCCCUCAACGACGCCAUCGAACUUAUCCCGCUAGAAGACAGGUCAGAUAUUCGUACUUUGGCGAAUACACUCGGUAUUCCAAAGUCUACGCUGCAUGACUACUUUCUCGCUGGAGUAUUUCGUUGCCACACAGCUCGCGCCAAGCCGAUGCUUACUGACAAGCAGCGUAUCGAUCGAGUCAAAUUUGCUGCUAGUUUUGUGCAGCGUGGUCCCGGUGUCUGUAUUCGAUUCGACAGUAUGAUGGAAUACGUACAUUUAGACGAGAAGUGGUUCUACUUGAAGAAGGACAAGCAACGGUUCUAUCUUGGAGAGCACGAAGAGGAGCCCUACAUCACCGUGAAGAACAAGAACUACAUGAUCAAAGUGAUGUUCCUUGCGGCAGUGGCUCGCCCGCGAUGGUCUGCGAAGAAUCAUUGUAUUUGGGAUGGAAAGAUCGGUGUGUGGCCGUUUGCUGUUUAUGAGCCUGCAGAGCGAUCCAGCAAGAAUCGAGCGGCUGGGACUUUGGAGCUAAAGACAUACACUGUCGAUCGCGACAUUUAUCGACAAGCGCUUUGCCGGAUGGUCAUACCGCGCAUCAAAGCGGUAUGGCCAUCAGGCAAGCGGGUCGUGCUGCAACAGGAUAACGCCAAACCGCACGUCACGGUUGAUGACCCCGAAGUGCUCAGCUGGCGGCUGGGAUAUGAAGCUUACCGCGCAACCAGCCAAUUCACCGGAUUUCAAUGCGAAUGA